Messenger RNA from Penicillium mononematosum, 804 nucleotides. RefSeq lists its product as uncharacterized. The record is from RefSeq and is a predicted model, not a curated record. The transcript has a single exon. NCBI's taxonomy places the organism in Eukaryota, Fungi, Ascomycota, Eurotiomycetes, Eurotiales, Aspergillaceae. The coding region runs from base 1 to 804 and encodes 267 amino acids. Gene Ontology annotation, molecular function: protein binding.
AUGUCUAUCAACAAACCCUUACAACAACCGCACGACAUCUUCCUCAUCAAUGAGCUACUUGAGAACAUUCUUCUACAUACAGAUACGAGGACUCUAUUAACAUCUGCUCAACGCGUGUCUCGAGUUUGGAACACCAUGAUCAGAACAUCAGUCAGACUCCAAGAGUCCCUCUUCUUCAAACCCUCCAAGUUCGAGAUCUCCGAUCCCUCACAACGCCUUCGCAACCCGCUCCUAGAAGAUAUCCUUUGGGCUCAAUUCUUCCUGAAGCAACAACAGACCUCAGAGUCAAGAUUUACCGACGUAAGCAGAUUUCCGCUGCGGGAACCUGAGCGUCGCAAGCUCAAGUUUUACCUACGAAAAGACGCCAGUUGGAAAAGAAUGCUACUUCAACAACCACCAACAUCAUCAAUCGGAGUCCUUGAAAUCAUCAAAAGAUCAGACUCCGAAUUCACCAAAUUAUCUACCAGCCCAAACAACUUCCUGCGGAUGGGUGACAUUUUGACCCUCCUCCAAGGAGGCAGCACGCUAAUUCCAACCCGCAACAAAUGGAUACUCUGGAGUGGACGAUCCCGUAUCCGAAUGCCCUUGAACUUCGAAUGCUGGACACCCAAAUGGGUCUACGAACCAAGUACUUUACGGCCAGUCCAGGAAUGGAUUCCGGAAAAUAUAGACUGGGAUAGUCUCCGGUUGGAGGUGGCAUCAAUGUAUUUGAAUGAUUUCGAUUGUGGGGUGGUAAUUGUAUCCGAACGAGAGACAGUUGCUUUUCCAGGGCGAGGAUCGAGUCCACAAGGAGAGCAAGCUUGA